This is a messenger RNA of Cuscuta campestris, 2710 nucleotides long. NCBI's taxonomy places the organism in Eukaryota, Viridiplantae, Streptophyta, Magnoliopsida, Solanales, Convolvulaceae. The record is from the annotation of a GenBank genome assembly.
CUGAAUGCUAGCUCCCUUCCCGAAGUUCCAAACAGAUCUGAGGUCACUACACCUGUCGAUUGUGGAGCUUCCUCUCGUCGCGUCCAUCGUUCAUCUCCACCACUGUUGCAGAAAAGCAUCUGAAAUUCCACCAACUCGCUGCAACUAGUCCAUCAUAACCGGACUCGCCAGCCACCGCCGACUUCUCCCAAACCCUCACUCCGCGUGCUGUGCCUAUAGACACUGCCUGAACUCCACUCCGAAUUCCCCACGUCCUUUCAUUCUUUUCUAACACCACCGGAGCUUGUGCUUAUACCUGUCUUAGCCAGAGUUCUCCUGACCGUACCCGAGGCCUCUGUCCUCGUGUCCGGUCAACCUCCCGCCACCUAAAGUGCCGUAACCGUGCUCCGGUGUCCGCCCCUCGACUUCUCGCCUAACAAUCCUCAGGGAGGACUUAUUCCUAUGCAAGGGGCGGCCUCACCUUUGUAUCAUUAAAGUAUAAACCCUAUGUGCAAAGAAACAACAUUUGAAUGCGGUUUCUCAAAUGAUCUGUAGAGACCUUAUGAUUCAUCAACACGAAAAUGGGAUGCUCAUGUGUCAAAAUUUUCAAGCUGCUGCUUUUAUACAUCUUAUUGUCAUGCACCUUGCUAGAUGAAGCCCAUACUCUUAGCCCUGAUGGUCAAGCGCUUAAUAACUUCAGAAUAGCAAUAAUGAGUUCAGAUGGGGUCUUUAAAUUUUGGAGACAAGAAGACACCGACCCGUGUAGUUGGAAUGGAGUUAAGUGUGACCCAAAGUCCAAGCGUGUUAUAUCCUUGACCCUCCCUAAUCACAAGCUGAGUGGACCUAUAUCACCAGAUAUUGGGAAGCUAGAGAAGUUGCAAUUCUUAGUGCUUCAUGACAAUAACUUUUAUGGGACAAUACCUCUUGAACUUGGAAACUGUACAAAGUUGAAAUCUUUGCUUUUGCAGGGUAAUUAUUUGAGUGGAAUGAUCCCCGAUCAAUUGGGAAACCUUUCUUAUCUUGAAAAUAUGGAUCUUUCAGGCAACUCUCUCAGUGGAAAUAUUCCACAAUCACUUGGGAAGUUAGAAAAACUAAGAACACUCAAUGUAUCAAAUAAUUUUCUGACUGGGCAAAUACCUUCGGAUAGCCAUCUUGCGAACUUCAGAAAAGACUCAUUUUUUGGAAACCGUAAUUUAUGUGGACAACAAAUUGAUUCAGUCUGCAAACAAAAUGCUGGAGGUUCUACGCCAACCUAUCAGCCUCCCAAUUCCGGUCAUGAUAAGAAAAUUUCUGAGAAAGUGCUAAUAUCUGCAUCUGUUACCGUUGGGGCUUUGCUUUUGGUGGCUUUGAUGUGUUACUGGGGCUGCCUCCUCUACAAGAGAUUUGCUAAAAAUGAAAAUGGAAGCUUGGCUAAGGACGUUGGUUCAGGUGCCUCAAUUGUGAUGUUCCACGGAGAUUUGCCAUACUCAUCAAAGGAUAUAAUAAGGAAUUUAGAAUUACUGAAUGAAGAACACAUAAUUGGUUCUGGGGGGUUUGGAACUGUGUACAGGCUUGUAAUGGAUGAUGGCAAUGCAUUUGCAUUGAAAAGAAUUCUCAAAAUAAAUGAGCGUUUUGAUAGGUUUUUUGAAAGGGAACUUGAAAUCCUGGGAAGCAUUAAGCACAGGCACUUGGUAAAUCUGCGAGGAUAUUGCAAUUCUCCCACAUCAAAGCUGUUAAUAUAUGAUUUCUUACCAGGAGGCAGCCUAGAUGAAGUUCUACAUGAUAGAUCUGAGCAAUUAGACUGGGAUACACGAGUGACUAUAAUAAUGGGAGCUGCAAAAGGGCUUGCAUAUUUGCAUCAUGAUUGUUCACCACGAAUAAUACAUCGUGACAUAAAGUCUAGUAACAUCUUACUAGAUGGGAAUUUUGAAGCACGCGUAUCUGACUUUGGAUUGGCCAAGCUACUUGAGGAUGAGGAGUCCCACAUCACUACAAUUGUGGCUGGCACCUUUGGUUAUUUAGCUCCAGAAUACAUGCAGAGUGGUCGAGCCACAGAGAAGACAGAUGUUUACAGUUUUGGUGUUUUGGUUCUUGAAAUACUGAGCGGAAAGCGUCCAACUGAUGCAUCUUUCAUUGAAAAGGGUCUAAACAUUGUUGGUUGGUUGAAUUUUCUGGCGACAGAGAACAGGCAACAGGAAAUAGCAGAUCCAAACUGCGACAGAGCGCAGGCCGAGAGUAGCUUUGAUGCAUUGCUCUCAAUUGCAAUACAAUGCGUCUCUUCGAAUCCGGAGGAUAGGCCCACGAUGCACAGGGUACUCCAGAUUCUUGAAUCUGAAGUGAUGACCCCUUGCCCCAGCGACUUCUACGACUCCAGCUCAGACUGAUGGAUGCAUCACCGUUACGCUCAUGAAUUGAAAUUGUGAGUGUUCUCAUACUCCCAUUCUUAUUCUUUCUCCUUUAGCCUUUUUCCUUUAUAAUCCCCACAGUGGCUGAUUUUGCUGUGAUGGCCUUGUUUGGUUUCUGUUUUGAAAUCCUAGUAGUGUUUGUUUGCCUUGCCUUUGUUUUCUCAUCUAUUUAUUUCCACCUUUUUUUUUCAAGUAGCCUUUUUUAUUGUAUUUUCUUGUGCAGUAUUGUCACAUUUGGUUGUAUAUGAAAUGUCAGAUAUAUACUAUCAUCAUCCAGACUGCCAACCAAUCCCAUUUUGUAAUUAUUACGGAUUAUGAUAAUGCCAUCACUCUUAAAAUUGAGUUUG